AUCGUAUAAUUAGCAAUAGGAUACGACUUCAAAGGAUAGAAUGGGUAAUAAUUGCUUGAAAAUUAACAGUUCUGAUGAUAUUUCACUUUUGCGAGGCAGUGAAAGUGUACACGGGCAGAACAGCGGUCCUUUGCCAUUGUUUCAGAAUGAGCAGUAUCAACAAAUCUUUUAUCCAACGCCCUCCACUUCCAUUGGCCAUGCCCCAAUAGCGUCGGGCCAUUCACAACUUUCCGAGGAGGACGAAGUUAAAAUAGCAAAACGAAUUGGUUUAAUGCAACAUUUGCCAAUAGGAAGAUAUGAUGGGAGCUCGAAAAAAUCACGAGAAUGUGUUAUUUGUAUGGCUGAAUUUUGUGUUGAUGAAGCUGUUCGGUAUCUUCCAUGCAUGCAUAUAUAUCAUGUGAAUUGCAUAGACGACUGGUUAAUGAGAAGUCUCACUUGUCCCAGUUGCUUAGAGCCUGUCGACGCUGCUUUGUUAACGAGUUAUGAAACAACAUAGCUCAACUGUAAUAUGCCACUGUCUGUUAGUCAAUGCAGUAGGCAUUAUAAAA
Molecule: messenger RNA, 548 nt
Organism: Drosophila guanche
Lineage: Eukaryota; Metazoa; Arthropoda; Insecta; Diptera; Drosophilidae
Gene: Rnf11
Product: RING finger protein 11
Exons: 3
Coding region: 41-496 (151 amino acids)
Source: RefSeq, a predicted model, not a curated record